AAUGUUUAGAGUUCCUGGUUUUAAAAGUUUGAACUGCUACUUUAAAAUAUAGUUGUGUUCCUAAAGCUUGUGGAAACAAUAGGAAUGGGUCUCCUUGCAAUAUUAAGGCGUUUAAGAUCAUCUCCUGAUAAAGAAAUUAGAAUUUUGUUACUCGGCUUAGAUAAUGCUGGAAAAACUACGAUACUGAAACGUUUGGCAUCGGAGGAAGUAACUGAGGUAACUCCGACUGCCGGAUUCAAUAUAAAAUCUGUUACGUCCGAAGGAUACAAAUUAAAUGUCUGGGAUAUUGGAGGGCAGAGUAAAAUUCGCCCUUAUUGGCGAAAUUAUUACGAAAACACUGAUGUUCUGUUGUACGUCAUUGACAGCGUUGACCGUAGGAGACUAGAAGAAUCUAGCGACGAGCUAUAUGAUCUUUUAGCUGAUGAAAAAUUGAAGGGAGUACCUCUAUUAGUGUUUGCAAAUAAGCAAGAUUUAGACACUGCCAUGAAAGCUUCGGAGAUCGCUGAGAUGAUGAAUCUUCACAAACUAAAAGAUCGUUCGUGGCAAAUUCAAGCAAGUUCAGGACUAACAGGAGCUGGUGUCAAGGAUGGCAUGGAAUGGGUUUUCAAGAAUAUUAAGCGUAAAUAAUACUUUCUUCCAAAAAGCAUUACAUUUAUACUGCUGCUGCAAUUAACAUAAAACUCCAAAACCAAAUUCUAAAUUGUACAAAAC
Molecule: messenger RNA, 711 nt
Organism: Ctenocephalides felis (cat flea)
Lineage: Eukaryota; Metazoa; Arthropoda; Insecta; Siphonaptera; Pulicidae
Product: ADP-ribosylation factor-like protein 3
Exons: 6
Coding region: 85-627 (180 amino acids)
Biological process (GO): cilium assembly
Cellular component (GO): microtubule cytoskeleton; cytoplasm
Molecular function (GO): GTP binding; GTPase activity
Source: RefSeq, a predicted model, not a curated record